CCUACCGUUAGGACGAAGUUAGGGAAGAGCAGGAUUUAGCUACGCAGAAUCAGUAGCCUACGUUUUUUGAGUAAAAACAGAGCGUCUUUGAUACCCGGGGCCAUCAAUAACUGCACAUCGCCUCCAGCAUCUCAUGAUGAAUAGAGGGCUCGCUAGACGAAUUAAUUCCUCUCUCAAUAAACCUCGCUAAUAAUAAAGGCAGGCUAUUUAAAUUAGAAACACCAAACACUGAUUAGGCUUGGACGAACGGUGGUCGUUCUGUAAAUGGAUCAGAAAAAAGGCUGUGCGGAUGAGGUAGCCUACGGUUUAGGCUAUUAAUAGGAGAGCUUGGGUGACGGAGUUUUUACUCGUGGAGACGGAGGGCUUCGUAGCGAGUCGCCGGACACGGUGUAUGUAUUCCUCUUGCGCAGAUCUUUAAUUUAGUUCAUGCGGUAGUGUUUUGCUUUGUAAUAAAUCAUGGACGUGUUAGGAGUGUUAAAUCUGGGCGAAGUUGGCGUUUAUUUUUCAAAAAUGGCAAUGUUUCCCGUUUUUGAUCUUGCCUACUACAUCGUGUCCAUACUCUACCUCAAGUAUGAGCCAGGCUCAGUGGAGGUGUCCCGCAAGAGCCCUGUGGCCUCAUGGCUCUGUGCUAUGCUCUACUGUUUCGGGAGCUACAUCCUGGCGGAUAUCAUACUCGGUGUCUGCCCCAUCGACUAUUUCCACAACAACAGCCACAUCCUCCUGGCCACCGCUGUCUGGUACCUUAUCUUCUACUGCCCUCUGAACCUGUUCUACAAGUGUGUGGCGUUCCUGCCCAUCAAGCUGGUGCUGGUGGCUCUGAAGGAGGUCGUGCGCGCACGAAAGAUCGCCGCCGGUGUUCACCACGCCCACCAUGCCUACCACCACGGCUACAUCAUCAUGAUCAUCACCGGCUACGUCAAAGGCUCAGGCGUGGCCCUCAUGUCCAACUUCGAACAGCUGCUGCGUGGUGUGUGGAAACCAGAGACCAACGAAAUCCUCAACAUGUCAUUCCCGACCAAGGCCAGCCUGUAUGGAGCCAUUUUGUUUACACUUCAGGAAGCUCAUCUUCUGCCUGUUUCCAAGAGCACCCUCAUCUGUGUGUUCACCCUGUUCAUGGCCACCUCCAAGGUGUUCAUGACAGCCAGACACUCGCACGGCUCUCCCUUCGCCCUGGUGGAGUCGUGGGUGUGCCACCUGCUCUUUGGCUCUCCCCUGGCCUCCGCUGAUGACCACCACGCCCCCGCCGCCACCCCCGUCUCUCCCGUCAAGACCAAGGAGGAGCUUAGCGAAGGAACGCGCAAGAGGAAGGCCAAGAAGGCCGAGUAGAGGAGAUCUGCCGCACGUCAGCAAUGGACAAACUAAACAGACGCCACCUCCCAUAGCAGCCCCACAGCAAGCCCGCUGUCCUGUGGACACCCCCAGCCUCCUCUGGUCCAGCCCCCCCCUCUCUCUGUGUGCACAGGGGGGUGGAUAGGACUUCCUGUUUUUUACACGUUGAAGGGGCAGGUCAUGUGUACCGCUGGACGCUCUUUUUAAAUGGUGCUUUAACAAGUCAACUACCACGUAUUUAAUGAUAUUUAAUUAUAUUUAAUUAUACUUAAUUAUGUAAAUAUGCUUAAUUAUAAUGAUAUGAUGCUGUAAAAAGCUGUCUAAUAUCCCACAUGGUUUCAGCAAGGACUUAUAUAUUUAUUUAUAUAUUUUCUCACCAGUCAGCCCCCUCCUCUUCUGUUUGCUAUUUGCUAUAACAUGCGGUGAUGCACAUGUCUUUGGCUUGGCUGAUUUAAACCAUGUGUUUCGUUCAGAUCAUUGCAUUUCUACCAACUAAUGAUUUCAGAAAUAAUAUGUGUGUGAUAUUCUAUUGGAGGAAACAGUAGACCAGAGUGUGACAGAUGAGGUGAAGUACCACAGGCCAUUACUUUCUGUACAUGGCAACUUUUUACAUAGAAAAUAAAUGAAUGAAUGUCUGUA
Molecule: messenger RNA, 1968 nt
Organism: Alosa alosa (allis shad)
Lineage: Eukaryota; Metazoa; Chordata; Actinopteri; Clupeiformes; Clupeidae
Gene: tmem38a
Product: transmembrane protein 38A
Exons: 6
Coding region: 457-1326 (289 amino acids)
Biological process (GO): potassium ion transmembrane transport
Cellular component (GO): membrane
Molecular function (GO): potassium channel activity; identical protein binding
Source: RefSeq, a predicted model, not a curated record